AUGGACCGUCCACGUCGCGUCACUAUCUCCCCUUCCACUCCUAGGAGCCGAGCUAUGGAUAAAUAUGAGCAGCUGUCUGUUGUCGGCGAGGGAUCGUACGGUGUGGUGUUGAAAUGUCGUCGUCGUGACACCGGCCAACUCGUCGCUAUAAAGAAGUUUCUCGAAACAGAAGACGAUGCCGCUGUCAGGAAAAUGGCACUCAGAGAAAUUAGAAUGUUAAAGAAACUGCGUCAUGACCAUCUAGUGAACAUGAUCGAAGUGUUUCGUCGUAAACGACGUUUCUACCUGGUGUUCGAAUAUUUGCAUCACACACUACUUGAUGAGCUCGAAGCGUCUCCUGGUGGCUUGGGAGAAGAUACAGCUAAAAAACAUCUCUACCAAUUACUGAAGGGCAUCGACUAUUGUCACCAGAACUCGAUUAUUCAUCGAGACGUGAAACCGGAAAAUGUAUUAGUUUCCAACAAUGGUAUAGUCAAAUUGUGCGAUCUCGGCUUCGCGAGAGCUUUGGCUGCGCCCGGCGAGCCUUACACGGAGUAUGUGGCGACCAGGUGGUACAGAGCUCCGGAGUUACUGGUGGCUGAGCACAGGUACGGUCCAGAAGUUGACAUAUGGGCAAUAGGAUGCUUGUUUGCGGAAAUGUUGACUGGCGAUCCGUUGUUCCCCGGUGAUUCCGAUAUCGAUCAACUGGCGUUAAUUAUUAAGACUGUUGGCAAGCUGGCGCCGCGUCACCAGCAAGUGGUGUCGCGGCUGUCGGGCGGCGCCGCGCUGUCGGCGGGCGGCGCGCGCGCGGCGCUGCCGGGCGCGGCGCGCGCGCGCGACCUGCUCGCCGCGUGCCUCCGCACCGAGCCCAGGGCUAGGCCGACUGCUUCCACUUUGUUGAGACAUAAAUAUUUUAUCGAUGACGGCUUCGCGGAAAGUUUCAAUGCGGAACUCAGGAAGAAAUUGGGCAAAGAAAUUGAAUCUCCUCCGGCGCAAUCAGCGGCGCGCGUCGCCGGCAAGCCUCGCCAGCAAUGGACGUUGAACAUAAUAUCUGAUCAGAGCAGAUCUCGCACAAGCAGUACUGCGGGAGAAUCGCUUAUUGAUUAUAACUAUACGCCAACUCAUAUGGAGACCGCACCAGUCGAUAAGAAAUUGCCGCCACCACAGCAUAAUAUAGAUGAGGUGACAUCAAGCACGAGUACAGCAGUAGGGAGUACGGGCGCGCUGCGGCCCUCCCUGCCGCGGUCGCUGGCGCGCGCUAUAGACGACACCUUCCAAAACUUUCCAGUGCCGGUCAAUGCUUAUCCACGCACGCCGUAUAUUAAAAAGGUCAACAAUAAGCUGGUGAUGGAAGACGAGAUGUUGCGCGGUCGAGCGGUUGCUAAAAAGGCUAAUAAGAAAAUGAUACCGGACUUUUCACUGCCUUACGUACCCGGAGCUAGCAACAGCCCAAUUAAGAAGGCGAAAAAACCACCCACAUAUAAUACUACGGCCAAGUCAUACGACAUAUGGAACAACAAUGUCACGCCGAAUUCUAGGACGCCUACAAAUCUUCCCUACAUG
Molecule: messenger RNA, 1542 nt
Organism: Brenthis ino (lesser marbled fritillary)
Lineage: Eukaryota; Metazoa; Arthropoda; Insecta; Lepidoptera; Nymphalidae
Source: the annotation of a GenBank genome assembly